This is a messenger RNA of Colletotrichum navitas, 1447 nucleotides long. RefSeq lists its product as uncharacterized. The transcript has a single exon. The record is from RefSeq and is a predicted model, not a curated record. The coding region runs from base 229 to 1167 and encodes 312 amino acids. Lineage: Eukaryota; Fungi; Ascomycota; Sordariomycetes; Glomerellales; Glomerellaceae.
CUCGAGACUGAGAAAGUCGGCAAGCCACACCCUGCGCUCACACCGGAGCGUGUGCCUAUCCAGCCCUGGACACUCCCGAGAAUUUCUCAGCUCCAUGAUCUCAACACCACUCAGCCUGCAUCUCGAGCCACGAAUCGAUUCCACCCCCAGCGUCGCCCUCGCCGUCGUCCCUCCUCUUACAACCGGUGCCGCCGUCAUUGCCCUGGCAAACGCCAUCUUGUCGACACCAUGUCAUCAAGAUGUCCCUGCGCGCGAUUGACGCGGCUCCCGACCGUCAUCGCCGCUAGACCAUCCUACAUCAACCUCACACGACCCUUCUCUACCAAGACGGCGAAACUCAGCGUGCCCCCCGAAUCCCCCGCCUGGAUCCAGGUCCCGACGCCGCCUCAGUCGCAGUCCUCCGAAGAGAAGCCCCCCGUCGUCAAGGGCACCCUCCCCACGCCCCGCGACAUUUUCCCGCGUAAGGAGGCCGACCGCAAGGUCCAGCCCGGGUACCUCGAAGAGACGGCGCCCCUUCCCACGGGCAAAGCCUCCGCGAAGAUCGCCCCGCCCGGCUCGCGCCUCGAGCACCGCCGCCGCAUGGCUGACACCCGUCGCGAGAAUCUUGGCAUGGCCCUGCAGGGUCUCUACAAGCGCAAGCAGGAGCGUGUCGAGGCAGAGACCACCGUCAGGGAGCGCCGUCUUCGCGACCACCAGCAAGCCGCCAUGGCUCCCGAGCGCCAGGACGACCUCUUUACCCGCAGCUCUGUAGUCUCCUCCCUGGCCAAGACGACUGCUGUGGAGCUCGACCCCCGACGCUACGCUCGCGCGAACAAGAGCAAGGCCCGGACGGCCAAGCUGGCCAAGCAAAAGAGCGAGGCAAGGCAGGAUGCGCUGAUGGAGCUGUACAUCAACGCCUCCAAGUUCAUCGUCUCCGAAGACGAGCUGAGCAAGGAGCUCGACAAGCUCUUCUCCGAGGACUUCUGGAAGCGACAGGGCAAGUCUAUGGCCCACGACGCCGACAACGCCUGGGAUGUCUGGGGACAGCCUCCGACGGUGCGAACCAUGCUGGACGAGAUGAUGAGGAAGCAGCAGCGCGCUAUUGACUUCCAGCAGAGCGAGCAGGAUAAGACUGUCAAGAGGCAGAAGACCAUCGCCGAAGAGUUGACGGGCGGCAAGAUGGAGUAAAGGGGUGUGCCUUGCUACACGAAAUGGCACUGCCGGUUAGCCAGGGGUCAGCUGGUCCGGCGUACUGUAUCAAAACCAAAAAGUGUAUUGGCCCUGCAAAACCUCACGUUUGGAAGUUGUGGCGGCUUGGGUCAGACAGCACAUUGUCACGUCUUUGCGUACCGCCAUACCAAAAGUUUGAGUGCUUCUAGUCACCUGGAGCUCGCGAGUCAACUUGUACUACCAUCAAUUCUUUGUAGCAUUAUAAAGCCGCCAAUGUCAGAAUAUUAUAACAUGGCAU